AUGGUGCGUAUCAUAAGCCAGGACACAUAUGAUGAAGUAGUUCGUGAAAAUAUUGAUGAAUUUGAUAUGAGUCCUGAAGAAGCAAUAAAAGAAGCUAUUACACAGUUUGAAGCACAGGGUGUUGAUCUAUCAAACAUAAUAAAAGAUCUUUCCUUGGGAUCUGGUGAUAACCACUUGGUUAGCACAACUGUGGAAAAAUUAAGAGAAAUCUCUAAUGGUAAUGAAGAAGAAUUACUUAAAGAACUAGAAGUUUUAACAAAUGAAUGCAAAAAAGACUUAGCCCACCGAGUCAGAGCAGGAAAAGAUGGAGCAUAUAACAUUCUUUUAAGUAUCCUAGAGAGCUCUUACUCACAGGAUAAUCAGAGACUGAUGACAAAAGUGUUGUAUGGUUUAAUAGCACUGAUGGAUGGACAGCCAGAUUUAUUGGACUCUAAGGGAGCAGAUUUAAUGAAAAGGAUAUUGAAUAAUACAAAGAAUGACGAUAUUCUACUAGCAAACCUGAAAUGGAUCAAUGUCUGUUGCUUGAAACAUGAGAUGAACAGACAAAGGAUUUUUGCACUUAACAUAAUAGAUAAGUUAAAGUCACUUUUAAAAGUACAAGGAAAUACAAAGCUUUUAAGUGAAACACUACAAGUUAUUCGGCGUUUAACUUUGGACGAUGAUAUCCGCAUGGCAUUUGGCAAAGCACACGAACACGCAAGGGAAUUGGGCAUAUACCUAUUGGAAACUCUUACGAACUUACUUGCUGAGAAUACAAAACCACCAUUAGUAUCAGAAUUGAUGCUCACAAUAGCAACACUGCUAGUUAGAAAUGAGCUUUGUGCCAAAGUAGCAGAGUCUGGCAACAAUGUUUUAUUUACCGUAUUGGCGGAUAAUUAUGACAAUGCUACCGUUAUACAUCAGGCUAAUAAACUGUAA
Pieris macdunnoughi is the source of this 918-nucleotide messenger RNA. The record is from the annotation of a GenBank genome assembly. Lineage: Eukaryota; Metazoa; Arthropoda; Insecta; Lepidoptera; Pieridae.